Messenger RNA from Apis cerana (Asiatic honeybee), 4735 nucleotides. RefSeq lists its product as uncharacterized. Lineage: Eukaryota; Metazoa; Arthropoda; Insecta; Hymenoptera; Apidae. The record is from RefSeq and is a predicted model, not a curated record.
CGGACGACCGGACGUUCCAAUCUGCCGGAAAAGAUUUUCAUACACUUAUUCUCCGCUGGAAAAUAUUCACGUUCGAUCUAUAUCGCGAAAUAUAGUAUUUAAUCCGUUCUUGGUUUCCAGCAUUUAUCGAUAAACACGAGGGGGAGAAAAAAAAGAUACGAAGAAGUGUUCGAGAUCGAAUUUGGACGACCUCUUUCGACAUACUUGACAGUCAUUUCUCACUAAUAAUCAAAGAUUACGAUCUAUGCAAAACUCGAGAGAGUGCUCGAUAAGAUAUCGGCAUUGACGCAUGUACUUAUCUUGGAGACAAUUUUUAUCUUCGGCAAAGGCAUCGAGCUUAGAAAUUCUUCUCGACUUUUCCCAGAUUUGACGUAUGUAUAUACGUAAACACGGAUCACCUAUAUUCGACAUUAUCAGCCAGAUCGCCUCCCAUUAACCGCUCGCGAUAUUUGCACGAGAGAUCUUGCAAUUUAGAUAACAAUUUCGUUUUCCACUUUAUAACCCAAUUAACCCUUUUCAACGAUUAAUUCCCUCCCUCCACUUUCAACAAAUUCCCCUUACGUCAUCUUUGCGAUAUAUUUAUUUAUUUGUUUACUUAUUUAUUUUUCUCUCUCUACCGUCAUCAUCUUAAUAUACUCGUCCCCGAAAAUUUCCUCUCCCUCAACUCUCCUUGAAAAAUUUCCGAACGAAAUAUUUUUCAAAACGAUUCCCUUAUCGAGCUUUCCUCCGAGGGAAAUGUCGUAAUCGACUCAACGAGCGAAAAUAGGGAGUCGAUCGGCGGUUACCAGCCGAUCUCUCGAGAGCGGCGAGACAAAGAGGCGGAGAAGGAGGAUGGAGGGAGAAGGGAGAAAAGAAGAAGGGAGAGGGGGGAGGAGUUAAGGACGCAGACACACGACGAGUGAACGCCGUGUUUCGUGACGAUGGUUAACCACCACGCUCUCUGCGCGGCAUGGCAUACCGCGACAAAAUUAGCGACCAACCGAAAUAAUUUACCACCGAACCCCCCGAACAGGGUCUUCGUUUCGCGAAUGACCCUGAAAACCGACAUGGAUCGGCCGCGUUCCUUCGUCCGCGUCCACAUCCGCGCCCAUUAUCAUCCGGACGCCCAUUUCUCAGCCGCGUAUUUUUUUUACUACGCGAAUAAAGAAAUUUUCCGGAACGCUAGUUUGUAUUCAGAGUGAUUAAAAAGAAAUUUUUUUAAAACGACGAGACGUUCGAAUUUCCACGUUUCUUUCGAAACAUUUUGAAAGUGGUUCCUUGAUUGCCUGAUAGGAUUUGCAUCCUCGUACGUUAUAACGCGAGAGUAAUGGAUGAUACGACGUUGCAUCGUCGGUAAGCUAUUAGACGAGGUCGCCUAAUGUUAUCGCUAAAAGACGAUCUGCAACGUAAAAAUAUAUGUAAAUGCCGGGAUCAUCGGAAAUGAAUUUCAAUUUUCACAUUGACGCGCGUAUUAAUAACGAUAAUGGAUCGAAUACAAUGCCUACCUCCUCCGGAAAAACUAUCUACGUACGUGGGAUUUCAUUGAAAAUCUAACGAUACGAUUCCUCUCCUUAGUUUUUCUACGGACAAGGUAAAAAUUAAUUACAAGAUAUGCAAUCCGUAUAAUCGAAAUUCAAAGAGAAGUACGGACGUCAUUAUACGAAUGAUUCAUCGGUUAGUUAAAUAAGCAGUCAAUAUCCGUUUCUGCGAAACAUCGAUCUGUGUAAAUCGUCACCUUUCACUCGAAGGCAACUUUUUCUUUUUUUGUCACUUCCCAAGAAUUUUUCCUUCCCAUCGUUUUCCGACUUUUGCCUCUCGUUGCCCACCUCCGCAACUGGAAUGGAAUCGCGAACAAUUACGGCCAAUUGUUAAUUGGCCCCGCGCGAAUGAUCCUUUAUGAAAUCAUUUAACAACAAUAAAGAUCAAUCGUUUAAAAAUAGAUGGUGCGGAGUUAAAAACAAGACGUGGACUGAAAUAGAAAUUGCGGCCAAUUUUACGAGGAUUACUCAUCAUCAUCAUCGAUAAGGAUUAUCGUCGAUUUAAAAAAAAAAAAAAUUGGAUAUUUUUAGUGACGAAAAUCGAUAUCGUUCGUGGUUGAUAUACACGUAUUUUCGUUUUCUAGUUAAUGGUAUCAAUGGGAUAUCGUUCGAGUAAUCGGAUGUAGUAAGAUGCACACGAGGCGAGGAGGGUUUAUCGAAUGUAUGAAAGAAUAAGAAAGCGGGGGGGAGGGUGAUGGUAUGAAAUAAAAUUUGUCGGUUGCAUCCACCCUUCUCUCUCCGUUGAAGCGGUAACCUGCAGUUGAGCGCGGCAAUAGAGGCCGGAGCAGAGUCAGUCUGCGCGAGUCUUUCGAGUAGUGAACGUCGCGUUCUCUGUCCGCUCGUCGGUUUCGUUCACUGUUCAAUUGAAACCAUCUUUUUUUCCACUCGUCUUUCGCUCUUCCACGCAUCGUUCGCUCCCAAAGCAAGAGAAUUUGUCGAACAGCCGAUUUUAUUUAAUCAAAAUAAAAAAUAAAAAAUAAAAAGGAAAAGUCGAGAAGAGAAAUAAAUUCAUCGGAAACAUUCCAGCACAGAUGGUCAGAGGAUCGUUGCCUGAUAUCGCAGUGACGAUGGCAUCGGGAAGAGAAAUUUACGGUGCAUUCAGCUUGAUCGUUGACGAUGUCGAUUCCCAUUCGAUAUCAAGCGAGAACUCGGAUUUGGAUGGUUUAUCGAAUGAAACCAGUUCCCAGAACUCGUCCUCUCAAACGCCAUUGGACAGUCCAGGCGGACCUAGGGAAAAAAUCAAGCAGAUGCAAGUGGAAGCCGAAACUAGAAGAGGGGAAUUUGCGAGAUUACUCGAGGAACACGCUCAGGUAGUAAGAAAAUUAAAAAUGAUGGAGGCUGAGGAGCAACUCUCGGCAACUGGAAACGUUGUUGGAGCCACGCACGCGUGAUUCCAUUGUUAACAAUCAUCGUAAAACAGUUGUGAGGAUUGGGACCACCGCGCCUACGCGAUACACGCGCCGAUUCUUUAAGUGCGAAUUGGAAAUUUAACGGAAAGUGUUGUGUGGAUUUAAUGAAUAGUUUUGUGCGUUUAUUAAUAAAUAACGAUGAUCCAAAAUAGAACAAUGAGAAAUGUAAGAGGAAACUAUUUUUUAAACAAACGUAUAUUUCUAUAGUCUGAAAAUUAUUAUCUGUAUAAUUUCUAUAAGAUGAAAUUUGUUGAGAUUACUUUUUAAACAACGAUACAUUACCAAAAUGGGAUAGGAAAAAAUGUGCAAAUUGAAAAUAAAAUCCUUGAUCACUGCUUAUUCGUAGGAAAUAUGAUAGAAAUCUUACCACUAUGACGAAAAUCGCGUCACAAUUGAUAAAUCUUUAAACGUGAAACGAACUUUUUGCCCCUCUCUAUAAUUUUAUAUAAAACGCUAUAGCGUUUGCAUGUUCGUUUUUAUUUCUUAAAACGAAUCUAAUUCUAAGUGAUGUAGAUAUAUAAAAAUAGAAAUGAUCAAGCGAAAUUUGACAAAAUUUGUUGCUCAUUGCUCUAGAAUUUGGCAAAAAAAAUGUUCAAAAUUGAUUAAUACGGGAAUAUAUUCUCGAUUUGCGUUUAUCAUGAAGUCUGAAAAACUUCUUCUUUAAGACAAUAAUAAAAAAAACAUACAUUCGGUAUACAUUCUUUAUAAUCUUGAAAUAAUCAGGAUUAAUGUAUCCGAUAUAUAUACGCAGCAAAAAUGGCUGGCCUAAAUAUGUAGUACAAACUUUCAAAAAAACAAAGAACAAAGUAUAAUACUAAUUAAAAUAACGAGGAGUUUCAGUUUUAGUACUGUUUUCAAUAAAUCAUCAUUUUGUAGAACAUUUUCAUUUUCAAAAGAAAAUGUCGAAAUUGUAACUAUGUAGUAAAUAAGUAGUAAAUAAGUACAAGCUUCUACAUUUUAUAGCAUUGUAUAUUUAAGUGUUCCAUAUGUAUAAGUGAGUAAUUUUAUAUACCAUGGAAGCAUAUAUAGAUUCAUAUGAUAGCAUAGGAGUCUAAGCCUGCCGUAAUACACGUCAACUUUUUGUAAAUAGAAUUCUCUUUUAAUAUAAUGCAUCGUUUAAGAUGUUUAUCCACAAGAAGCCUUAUAAUAUACGUAGUUACACACUAAAAAAAAGAAAUCAUUAUUGAGAACCUUAUUUUACGAUUGUUAUAACAUAUAUUAUGUAAGGUUCGCAUUAAAUACGGACCAAAUAAUCACGAGUAUAAUCUUUUUUGUCUCUAUGUGCACAUUGCGUCAGGUUUUUAUUGAUAUAAAUUAGAUAUUAUUAGGCAUUUAUAGAAAUAUGCAUAUAUACAUAUGUAUUAUAAAAAAAAUAUAUAUAUAUAGAAACAUUUAGUUUAUUGUUAAGAAAUUUUUCAACAUAAUACGUCAAACAUAUAAUGUAAAAGAAUUUAUCUCUUUUUUUUUUUAAUGAUAUUUAAAACAUAUAUUAUAUUAUAUUUAAAUUAAAAAGAUUAGUUUUAGUGUUAAAAGUAUAUUCAUUUAAUUCAAUGAUAAAGAAGCUUAUUUUGAAGAAUACAUUAUUGUUUUGUUAUCAUGUUUGUCAACAUAGUAAUGUAAUAAAAAAUGAAUACUAUGUAUUGAAGAUAUUGCUAGUCUAAGUACAAUAACUUCAUAUAAUACAAACAAAUAUGUAUUAUAAAUUAUGUAAAGUGUAUUUAGAUGUAACUAAAAUUAUAAGUGCUGUAUAUUGAAAAAAAUAUAUAUAUACUUUAUUCAAUUAAAUAUAUACAUUUCUUAUCACAGAAA